This is a messenger RNA of Cuscuta campestris, 3034 nucleotides long. NCBI's taxonomy places the organism in Eukaryota, Viridiplantae, Streptophyta, Magnoliopsida, Solanales, Convolvulaceae. The record is from the annotation of a GenBank genome assembly.
ACCCAACACCACCCAAAAUCAUCGUUUACCUCCGUCCUCACACCUCACAAGCCGGUCGGUACACCUUCCGGCCUCCAUCACAUCCACAUCUCUGUACAUCUUCGAUUAGAUCUUUGUCGCCGUUGCUCAUCGUCAAGCAGCUCUAUCAAACCUCCACUGCCGUUGCUCCAUGUCGAAGAAGGAGAAGAAGAAUUGAAAAAGGGGAAAAAGAAUUGAAGAAGGAGAAGAAGAAUUGAAAAAAGGGGAAAAAGAAUUGAAGAAGGGGAAGGUAUAUAGAAAAGUGUCCGUUCAUUAUAGAAGCAACAGUAGAAGGUGGUAGGUUUGCAACAUUUUGGCUUCUCAUAUUUCACUUGUAUGUACGGAGUACCAUGGAGAAAAGCGGAAGAAGAAUACUUCGUAAAACUGAAGAUGGACCGGGUGACACAGAUUCAAGCCACAAGAACUCGAGGUCCAGGGAACAACCAGUUCUGACCAGACCUCCAUGCCGCUGGAUCGGCUCUCGCCAUCCAUGUUCCCAACCAUUGCCAGAGAUCGAUUCUAACGAGCUGGCGAUGAUAUAUUAGGUAGUUUGGAUUCGGUACUGUACAUCAGCUGCGUUCUGUCCGAGGACGGAAAGAGAAAACAAGAUGGAGGACUGUUCAAGAGGAGUGUGGAGUGUACGGUUCGGUGAAUAACAUCCAAGUGCAAUGAAGGUUUCUCUUUGAUGACGUUGAUACCUGAUCCAUUGGUUUUACCGAGAAACAUAAAAAAAUGUUUACCAAUAUUCUUGCCACUAAUACCAGGGGAGGUCUCACGACCACAAAAAGUCCAAAACCCGUAUACCUACAAAGCCAGGAAAGUUCAAGUAAUGUUUUACAUUUUUUUGUGGUUAAUGUUCAGGUUAGCAAUAUGCGUGAAAAAUGUCCUUCACUUCAUGUAUGGUGGUGCAUCUUUUGUGACAUACAAUCAGGAAUGCUUUCCUGUAAUUUAUUCUCUGCAUAAAUGAUGUGAAGAUAACAAUAGUUUGGUUAGUUAAUUAAAAAAUGUGAAUACAAUGUAGUAAUUAAAUAACGGCUAAUAUAUAUGGCCAAUAUCUGACUUCAUACAUCUAAUUUUCCAAGCACUCCAUUGGUAAUCAUUGUAAAAUUAUAUUUUUGAGGAGUCAGACUUAAGGUAUCUAAAAUUGAAAUAUUUCAUACAAAAGUAUAAUGCAUCUUUGAAAAAGAAAAUUAUGCCGUUGGAUUUAUUUCAUGAGAAUAUCUUAAAAAUGAACUAUGUAACUAAAACUUACCAUUUUGUACCAAUAUAUCUUUAAUAGUGGUGUAGGUACAUACAUAGUUGUGAAUGGCGCUCGCCAUUCUCGCCUAAGGCGCCUAUGGCUGUGUGGCGACCAUGUGACGCCAUCUUCAGACCUGGCAAGGCGUUUUACGCCAUUCUCGCCAAUGGCGGUCGCCAUGGACGCCAGACUCUGAGUCGAAAGGCGUUCGCCAUCUACGCCAGAUGCAGGUCAAGGGUUUUUUAAUUAAAAACUUUGACUUUUUUUUAAAAAAACGCGCUGACCUAUAUCUCGAUCGAAACACUUCAUCGAUUCAACUGCCUUGCCUCUGCCCUCUCGCCGUCGGUCGAAAUACUCCCCUGCCGACGCAGCCUCCUGCCCUCUCAAGUUCUCCUCAGCAAGCGCAGCCCCUCCUCUCUCUCCCGAGUCCGAACAGCGCACAUCUUCGCAGACUCAGAGCCGGCGCAAGUAAAGUCCAGACUCCACACUUCGCAGGUCACACUCAGACUUUUUUCUUUUCUACUUUUCUUAUUGUUUUUUUUUGAAUGACUAUGAAUCUUUUAAUGCCAUGUACAAUUUCCAGGACAUGACAAAACAACAGAGGAGUACUGUUUACUCGUGGGGUGCUUCCGAGGGCAGCACUUCUGAAAUGGUCACAGUUGAUGAUGAAUUUGGUCCAGUUACGACUUACAAGUGUUAAAUGGGCUCCCAACGGAAGGCAUGUUGCUGCUGACUUGAAUAAUUUUGAUGCCCAGUUGUGGGAUUCCACGAAUAACACAUUGAGCCUUGAUGUUUGCAUUCUAGCAUCUGCUGCAAGUGAUGAAACACUAAGAUUCUGGAAUGUUAUAAGAACCCCUGAAGUCAAAAAUAGGUAUAGAUUACUUGUUCAAGAUCUUUGUUUUUCACGAUAAUGUUGUCUCUAAACGAUGAUAUCAGCGGUGAGGACUCUAAUGCUGGCAGUAUUUCUGAGUAAUGACAGUAAUGAAAACACUGAGGGUGAUCAAACUGAAAGAAUUACACGCAUUCUAGGAUGCAUAUUUAAUAGAAUUCACUUCAAAAGAGGGAUCAUCCUUGCAGCAGGUUAUAAUACAUAAUAGCAGGAAAUGAUGACAUCUACAAGUACGUUGAACUCCAAGAUAAACAGCAACUUCAAAUCAAAGUGGAAUAACCUGUUGUUUUACUAUGAAAGCAUCAGGGAUACCAUGCAGAUUUACGUGGCUUAUUAUCUGCACCUGUCAUGAUGGGACCAUUUUAUUCAUUUGGUGGUCGUACGUCUUUACAUUAUCUUCUUUCAACGCUUCCAAUGUCCUCUAGACAACUAAAUAUAACUUUUGGAGCUCUUGGAGAAUCUCUUAAGGUCCGUCAUUGUUAUUUGUUGUCAUUUAAACCCUUUGCAUAAAUGGUUCAUGUGUUUUUCUUUAAGUUGGCUUUAAAAUAUUACAAAUGCACAAACUUUUUCCUUAUGUUGGUUUUAAAAUAUUAUAAAUGCACUUACUAAAAAACAGAAAAAACAAAAAUGAAACGUAAUCAAAACUCACUUCUUAUCUUUUUAAUUCAACUAAUGAAAGUCAUCAACCUCUUUUUCUCAAUACGAGAAAAUACAAAAUAGUGGCUUCUGAUAUGUAAUUUCUACAUACUGAUAAAUGAUGAUUGUAGCUAUAUACUGAUAAAACAUGAUCAGGCACUUAAACAUAUUCAAAUUUGAACAUAUCAUGUUCAGUUUUAACUCAUACCAGACCUUAUGAAGUUCACUUUGGUAAAUAAUUUCUGCUAUCACUA